This is a messenger RNA of Leopardus geoffroyi (Geoffroy's cat), 3929 nucleotides long. It is a transcript of the gene WFIKKN2, whose product is annotated as WAP, follistatin/kazal, immunoglobulin, kunitz and netrin domain containing 2. Bases 838 to 2559 code for a protein of 573 amino acids. The record is from RefSeq and is a predicted model, not a curated record. Lineage: Eukaryota; Metazoa; Chordata; Mammalia; Carnivora; Felidae. Gene Ontology annotation, cellular component: extracellular region. Gene Ontology annotation, molecular function: transforming growth factor beta binding; receptor antagonist activity; serine-type endopeptidase inhibitor activity. The transcript is spliced from 2 exons. Gene Ontology annotation, biological process: negative regulation of transforming growth factor beta receptor signaling pathway.
GAACUGCCCGGGACAGAGAGAUAGGGAGCUGUCCGAGCGCACACCCCCCGCAGGGGGACCUGGUGCGGGGGCGGGAGGCGGCUUACACGGCACAGCGCUGCUGCUCAGGCCCGCCCUGGAAUGGCCGUGAACUUGUUGUUUUUCCACGUCAUUUGCUCUCAAAUGUGCUAUCGGGCCAGGCGAUGCUAACCCUGUGGCUGCAGGUCCCUCCUCGUAACAAGCGAUUGUGUGUUCUUCAGAGGUGGCCACGGGGAGGAGGGGGCCCGGCCCGCGGAGGUGGGGGAAAGGGAAACAAACCGCUCCUUUACAGUGAGCUUGCGUGUCCCGGAGCCAGCUCCCCCCCAAAGCACAUGCCAUUUCUGGCCCUUGAAGGGGUUAAAAGGCCUCCUGGAGUCAAAAACAAGCAGGUGUCCCACCGUGCCAGAUACGCCGCCUAAACCGCUUCCAGCUUUUUUUUUUCCCCUUCUGCAACAAGUCUGUGAUCAGCCACGGGACAGAGGAGCCAGCAGCCCGCCUGUGACAGGCAUCAGGUUAGCUCGCUCCCACUUGGGUGGCGCGCCCAGGAUAUAAAUCCAGGCUCGGGCCCCCGCCGCGGCUCCUCUCCCUGCACACUCAGGAGAGGGAGUUUCCUUGCGAAGACCUUUCCUUUAUCUGAAGCCGCACGGCCCAGCGGGCUGCACUGACUUGUUGGAGGCAGCCGGAGGCAGCCCCACCGAGGAAGCCUGCUGGGGUGGCGGGGAGGGCAGGUGUCUGUAGCCCAGAGAAGGAGAAGGCCCUGGGGGGCCCCAGCCCCUGGCCUCGUCCCAGGGGAGGUCUCUAGCCACCAUAGACCGCAUCAUGUGGGCCCCGGGGUGCUGCCGGCUCUGGUCCCGCUGGGCGCAGGUGACAGUGUUGCUUCUGCUGCUGGGGGUGCCCCUGAGAGGCCUGGCAGUGCCACCCAUCCGCUACUCUCACGCUGGCAUCUGCCCCAACGACAUGAACCCCAACCUCUGGGUGGACGCCCAGAGCACCUGUAAGCGGGAGUGUGAGACGGACCAGGAGUGUGAGACCCCCGAGAAAUGCUGCCCGAACGUGUGCGGGACCAAGAGCUGCGUGGCCGCCCGGUACAUGGACGUGAGAGGCAAGAAGGGCCCGGUGGGCAUGCCCAAGGAGGCCACAUGCGACCACUUCAUGUGUCUGCAGCAGGGCUCCGAGUGUGACAUCUGGGACGGCCAGCCCGUGUGCAAGUGCAAAGAUCGUUGUGAGAAGGAGCCCAGUUUCACGUGUGCCUCCGACGGCCUCACCUACUAUAACCGUUGCUACAUGGAUGCUGAGGCCUGUUCUAAGGGCAUCACGCUGGCCGUCGUCACCUGCCGCCACCACUUCACCUGGCCCAACACCAGUCCCCUGCCGCCCGAGACCACCGUGCGCCCCACCACGGCCUCCCCGGAGACCCCCGGGCCGGAUAUGGUGGCCCCCGCUCUGCUCAACCACCCCGUGCACCAGUCGGUCACCGUGGGCGAGACGGUGAGCUUCCUCUGCGAUGUGGUGGGCCGGCCCCGGCCCGAGGUCACCUGGGAGAAGCAGCUGGAGGACCGGGAGAACGUGGUCAUGCGGCCUAACCACGUGCGCGGCAACGUGGUGGUCACCAACAUCGCCCAGCUGGUCAUCUAUAACGCCCAGCCCCAGGACGCUGGCAUCUACACCUGCACGGCCCGGAAUGCCGCCGGGGUCCUGCGGGCCGACUUCCCGCUGUCAGUGGUCAGGGGGGGUCAGGCCGCGGCCACCUCGGAGAGCAGCCCCAAUGGCACGGCCUUCCCCACGGCCGAGUGCCUGAAGCCCCCCGACAGCGAGGACUGUGGCGAGGAGCAGACCCGCUGGCACUUCGACGCGCAGGCCAACAACUGCGUCACCUUCACCUUUGGCCACUGCCACCGCAACCGCAACCACUUUGAGACCUACGAGGCCUGCAUGCUGGCCUGCAUGAGUGGGCCGCUGGCCGCGUGCAGCCUGCCCGCCCUGCAGGGGCCCUGCAAGGCCUACGCGCCUCGCUGGGCCUACAACAGCCAGACGGGCCAGUGCCAGUCCUUCGUGUACGGCGGCUGCGAGGGCAACAGCAACAACUUCGAGAGCCGCGAGGCCUGCGAGGAGUCCUGCCCCUUCCCGCGGGGGGACCAGCGCUGCCGGGCCUGCAAGCCCAGGCAGAAGCUCGUUACCAGCUUCUGUCGGAGCGACUUCGUCAUCUUGGGCCGGGUGUCCGAGCUGACCGAGGAGCCCGACUCGGGUCGCGCCCUGGUGACCGUGGACGAGGUUCUAAAGGAUGAGAAGAUGGGCCUCAAGUUUCUGGGCCGGGAGCCGCUGGAAGUCACCUUGCUCCACAUGGACUGGACCUGCCCCUGCCCCAACGUGACGGUGGGCGAGACGCCGCUCAUCAUCAUGGGCGAGGUGGACGGCGGCAUGGCCAUGCUGCGGCCUGACAGUUUCGUGGGAGCGUCCAGCAGCCGGCGGGUCAGGAAGCUUCGCGAGGUCAUGCACAAGAAGACCUGCGACGUCCUCAAGGAGUUUCUGGGCUUGCACUGAAGCCCCGGCCCCUCCCCGACCCCCUCCCUGGCCCUCGUCCACCCACCCGCCCCCGACGCCCCUUGGUCCAAAAGCUGGGCAAGGUCAGGUUAGACGGUCUUAGGCCAGCAGGGAAACAGCAAUCGGUGAAAAAUGGUAGAAAAAAAUGGCACCAGAGGUUCUUAGAUCAACUAGUCUUUGGGUUCAGUAAGGGGCCCGUAUUUUCUUUAGCUGAGGGGGACAAAAGGAGAAGCCUGUAGACGCACAUUAUUCCUGGUGACCAGUCUGCUUGUGUGGAUGACCCUCUCUCUGCUGGCCAGCCCCCUCCGCUGGCUCCCCCUGUCCCCAGCUGGCUCCCAUCCAGGGGUCCAGAGAGGGCAUCUGCACGGUGGUCACCGGAAUCACGGAAUGGAUUGGUCUGCAAAAGGGGUAGGUGGGGAGAAAAGGAGGGCCCAGGGACUCGUUGGACAGAUUCCCCACAGCCGCUAUGGGCAGAAACUGCUUCACGUGAGGGCUUGUGGGAAGUGGGAAGGGCAAGGCAUGGUCUGACCCAGCACACAGCUGGCCCUGAGGUGGCGGUCAGCCCGUGCCUCGGCCAAAUUGGCUCUGUGGUCCCUGAGGCCACCUUGGCACCAGCAGAAUACACGUGUUCCGUGUUUCACCUCGGCUUUAUUGAUUGGUUUAUUGACGGUCGAUUUACGAAUUCAGCUCUGUUCAGUCCAACUCAGUGGGCGCUUUGUGAACGCUGUCUGGGUGCCAGGUGCUAGGGCACAGAGAGGUAUUAGUCACCGCCCAGCUCCUAGUUGGCUGAACGUGAAUGUCCAGAUCCCAGGGCUCCCACCCCCACCCCCACCCGGCCCGAAGCAGACCCAUGGCUGGCCCUCCCCAUUUGCAUCUGCCACUGGCUCCCUCGGACAGAAAGCAGAUAGAAGCCCCAGGAUCUGUCCUGGUGGGAAGGGAACUAUAGGAAGAGGAAAAGUCGGGGUUGGGGGGAGUGGGUAAGUGAAAGACCAAGAAGGGAAGGAGGAGGGGAGACCCGCCUGGGAAAGAAAAGGAAUGUUACUCGAUGCUUCCAUCUGGUGGUGGCCUUGGGAGCUGCAGGGACCUGAGGAAAGCUCUAGGUGCAGCCCGGCAGGGCAGGUUUGGGGAUGUGACAGCUUGUUGGUGACUUCGUGUUUCUGGACUUCCUGAACAGGACCAGCCACCCACCCCCCACCACCACACACACACGCUAAAGGACUUGAGAAAGCCACCGUCAGCUCUACAUCUGCCCCCCAUCCCUCCUCAGCCCUUCAUUCUGUCCUGGCCCCUCCAAAGCUGAAGAAGGUCAUUGUGGAGCCUUCCUCAAAUGUAGGGAGGAAGAUUCCAAUUAAAAGCUCAUAGUAUCAAAA